Volvox carteri f. nagariensis is the source of this 744-nucleotide messenger RNA. RefSeq lists its product as uncharacterized. Lineage: Eukaryota; Viridiplantae; Chlorophyta; Chlorophyceae; Chlamydomonadales; Volvocaceae. Gene Ontology annotation, cellular component: chloroplast. Bases 1 to 744 code for a protein of 247 amino acids. The record is from RefSeq and is a predicted model, not a curated record. The transcript has 8 exons.
AUGAGUUAUAAGCCCCGCGGGCGUUCCCUGGUGGUGAGCGCCGUCAGCACCACCACUGCCAUCGUCGCGGGCCUUAUGGCGGCGGGUGGCGGCGUGGCGCUGGCCGCUAGCGUCGCCAGCGGCGGCGGUGGUGGCGGCGGAGGCGAUCCUCGCGCACUGACGCGGUCCGGCAUGGACAAGUUCCGUCGCAACGCGGUGGAGGCCUCCCUUGAAGAUUUUGACCGUGUCGUACAGCUGGCGCCUCAGAUGCGGCCGAUGCUCCCUGCCUGCUCCGUACCUCCACACCCAGAGGAGUCCAUAUGGACGUUCCUUUGUGAGGCCCAGCUGCUGGGUCCUGAUCAGGCACGGAAGCAGUUCCUGGAGGUUGGUAGGGACCCACGACCCGUCAUGCGGACCGCGUACGAAUGCUUCCGUACCGGGGAGCUGCCGGACAAGAUUAUGGCCCAAGUAACGGAUAACGGCGGUCACGACACGUUUUACGGCCGAUUGUACGUGGGACUCUGGCACGAGGCACAUGGCAACGCGACGGAGGCAGAAAAGGCCAUUACGGCUGCCGUACAGACGCCGUACGCCCGGCUUUCCGGCGAUUACAUGGCCAGCCUGGCUAGGCACGUGCCCUUCUGGACACCGGCAGCACCACCACCGCCUGGAUCCCGACCACGUACCACCCCAAUAUCCAACGUCCUUUACUCAGACAGCGGGAGCCCCACCAGACAAACACGGCGGCGAGGGCCGCUUCUUUAA